Colletotrichum abscissum is the source of this 2679-nucleotide messenger RNA. Its product is annotated as peptidase family M20/M25/M40. Gene Ontology annotation, molecular function: zinc ion binding; metallopeptidase activity. NCBI's taxonomy places the organism in Eukaryota, Fungi, Ascomycota, Sordariomycetes, Glomerellales, Glomerellaceae. Bases 1 to 2679 code for a protein of 892 amino acids. Gene Ontology annotation, biological process: proteolysis. The record is from RefSeq and is a predicted model, not a curated record. The transcript is spliced from 10 exons.
AUGAGUGAAUGGGUUGCGACCAAGCUGAAGGCUGUUGGUGUUGAGGUAACACUCAAAGAUCUGGGCAAGCAGGAGGGUACAGACCUCAACCUUCCUCCUCUGGUAUUGGGACGCUAUGGCAGCGACCCCGAAAAGCCAACGGUGCUCGUUUACAGCCAUUACGAUGUUCAGCCUGCAUCUAUCGAGGACGGAUGGAAGCACGAGCCCUUCGUGAUGACGGUUGAAGAAGACGGCAAGAUCUGCGGCAGAGGAACCUCGGACGAUAAGGGCCCUCUCAUUGGCUGGAUCAACAUGAUAGAAGCUUUCCAAAAGGUAGAUGUAGACGUACCGGCUAACUUGGUCUUCUGCUUUGAAGGCAUGGAAGAGACCGCAUCGUUUGGCCUUCGGCAGGGCCUGGAGGAUGAGGCAGACAAGUACUUCAAGGAUGUCGACGUGGUCUGCAUCACGGAUGUUGUUUGGGUGAGCGACGAGCAGAUUAGCGUCCCUCAAGGACUCAGAGGCAUCAUCUUCUACCUUGUCACCAUCACAGGUGCCAAAGUGGAUGCCCAUAGUGGUGGGUUCGGUGGUCAGAUUUCGGAGCCGAUGACAGACAUGGUCAACAUCAUGUCUUCUUUGGUGGAUGCGAAUGGCAAUAUUCUGGUCCCUGGGAUCUACGACAAUGUCCAAGCUGUCACGAAAGAAGAGUACGAGAGCUACCAAAAGCUGAACAUUUCGGAAGACUCUUUGUACGGUGGCACAGGGGGUAGAAGCCUCCACGACAAUCAGGCUGACGCUCUGGUCGCUCGCUGGAAGAAGCCAUCUCUCAGUUUGCACAGGAUAGAGAAUGCCCUGCCUGGAGCCGGAGCUGUCACAUCUAUACCUGCUAAGCUCGUCGGAAAGUUCAGUAUCCGUACUGUGCCCUUUAUGAAGUGGGAGGACAUUGACCAGCUGGUGCGAAAACACGUCAAGGACCGUUUCGAGAGUCUAGGAAGUAAAAACGAACUCGAAAUUGAGUGUCAUCCGAAUGAUUGGUUCUACGAGGAGGCGAGCCACUGGAAUUACCAAGCUGCGAUUCAGGCAACACGAAACGUGUGGGGCGUUGACCCUGCUUUGACCUGUGAAGGUGGAAGCAUACCCAUCGCCUUGGACUUCAAGAAGACCUUGAAAAAGAAUGUGCUCCUUAUGCCUGUUGGUCGGCCUACCGAUGGACAACAUUCCACUAACGAGAAGCUGGAUAAGAGCAACUACAUCAACGCCAUCAAGCUCUACGGAGCUUAUCUCAAAGAGGUCACAAACUUCUGGCAUGUCAACACUAGCUCCAAUUUUCAAGACUUUUCGACCCAGCAUACGGCCCUUGACUUGACGAUUGACUUUGACCUCGCUGGCAAGGUCGACUUCGAAACUACCGAGAACACCACGGGCCUUCAGUGGUUCAGCCCCUCGCAGACAGAUGAUAAAGAAUACCCCUUCAUGUCGAGUGGUGUUCCUGAGUCUGAGUUGAUCUUCCCACCAAUCACGGACACGACCGAACGGAAGACCUACAGAUUCAAGAUGGAGAUUCCAAUCUCAAACUACCUCUUCGCCGUAGCAAGCGGGAAUUUGGCGGGAGAGAAGAUUGGACCGAAAAGCUAUGUUUACUGCGCCCCUGGUGACUUGGAAGCCUGCAAACAGGAGUUUCAGCCGGACUUACAGGCAAUAAUCAAAUCUGCAGAGAAUAUCAUCUUCGAGUAUCCGUGGCCACUUUACAAUCUGGUCGUGUUACCAAAAUCGUUCCAUCUAGGCGGUAUGGAAAACCCAAUCUUCAACUUUUACAGCGCCACUGUCGUCUCGGGAGACCGAGAGAAUAUCUCUGUGGUCGCGCACGAGUUCGCGCACAGCUACAGUGGUAAUCUUGUUACUAAUGCGUCCUGGGAGCACUUUUGGCUGAAUGAAGGCUGGACUGUCUGGACUGAGAGGAACAUUGUGCGCGAACUCAGAGGGAACGACGAGGUCGAGCUCCAAGCUAUCGUUGGCUGGCAGGACCUUAUCCAAUCUAUUGAAAUUUAUGGCGGCGAAGACAGCGUCUUCACUAGCUUGGUACUUGAGUUUGAAGGCAAGAGGCCGGACGAUAUUAUGUCCAAGAUCUCGUACGAGAAAGGCUACACCUUCCUAUGCUACCUUGAAGAGACCGUCGGACGAGAGAAGUGGCUCAAGUUUGUGCCAUAUUAUUUCAGAACGUUUUAUGGUGCCGCGGUUGACUCAUCCCGAUUCAAGGAUUGUGUUCUCAAGUUCUUCUCACCCGACGCCGCCGCUACUUCCUCACUUGGCUGCGUUGACUGGAAUUCUUGGUUUCACAAACCAGGCGCGCCCCCAAAGCCAGGGUUUUGCUCUGAGCUUUACAAGAAGGCCAUCGAAUUGGCAGAUCAAUGGGGCAGUCUCUCGGUCCAAUCUGCGUUCAGGCCGUCUGGUAGCGAUGUCGAGGGUUGGACAGCGGGACAAGUUUUAGUCUUUCUUGAUCUACUCAUUGAAAGUCCGCAGCCAAUCCCACUCGAGUAUUGUAAGCUUCUUGACGAGUUGUAUGACGUGGGAAAGUCUAGCAAUCUUGAAAUCGUCACUCGAUACCUUCGUGUUGCGCUCAGAGCCGGCGAUCGCAGUGUUUUGAAGCAGACUGAGGAUAUCCUGGGACAGACAGGCAGAAUGAAGUUUGUGAGGCCGCUGUAA